This is a messenger RNA of Penicillium expansum, 1509 nucleotides long. RefSeq lists its product as uncharacterized. The record is from RefSeq and is a predicted model, not a curated record. The transcript has a single exon. Lineage: Eukaryota; Fungi; Ascomycota; Eurotiomycetes; Eurotiales; Aspergillaceae. The coding region runs from base 1 to 1509 and encodes 502 amino acids.
AUGGAGACUCCGGACCGGCGUAAACGCGGCAUCCGCGACAUACAAGUCAUCAGCCCGGGCCCCUACUCAGCCACCUACUCGGCCCCCUAUUUGGCCCCGAAUUUCGUUGCACGACGGUUACUGGAUCCAAGCCAAGUGGGUCUUUCGCACGUGGAACGGCAAUAUCUCGAUUUAUUCAAGACGCAUACUUCUGUAAAAUGCACCGGGUUUAUGGCCGACGAGUUUUGGCAGCGACUCGUUCACCAGGUCGCCGAGGAGGAACCCGCUGUACGACAUGCGGCUAUUGCGCUGAGUUCUAUGCAUUGGCAAUUCAUGCAAGGAGCCGACUCUUCCAAAUUGAAGUCGCUGUCUAAGGCUAAGCCUAGUGUGAACAAAAUUCCAUCUUUCACUCUAGCGCAGUGCACCAAGGCCCUUGUUUCUCUACGGCAGAGAUUAACAAAGGUAGAUACAUAUACCACAAUCAGCGCGCAUAGAGAGGCGGUUCUUGUUUCGUGUAUUAUGUUAGUGUCGCUAUCUCUGUUCCAGGGCGAUGUUAAGGCCGUGACCUCGCACUUACGGUCCGGUUAUAGCGUGCUUAUGGAAUGGCAGAAGGUCAAUUUUGACGGGAAUCCCUCGGGAUUGGUCUUAACGCGCACAUUUUCAGAUCUACAGCUACAUCGAAUUACAUUCUCUCAAGCACGGCGUGAUAUGGACGCAGAAGCGGAUGAUUUACCGCUCUGGCAGGCGAUUACCGGAUGCCGGCCUGUAUACGGGCAUUCGGAAAUAUCUGAAAGUGGCUUUUCGAUUGUCCUUGGAGCGGCUAUCACGUCAAAUUAUCCACAGGGACUCGAGCUCCGCGUAGGAUAUAGUCUACGGAGGUUGAACACUGCCCUUGCCGAUCUACUCUAUCAGAAUAAGACGGAAAAGACGGUUGGGGAGAGAUUAAUGAGCUGGAAGAGCGAGUUUCACGCUUUUAUUUCGGCAAAUAGGGAUACCUUAUCGCUACAAGACCGCGGCCCUGUAAUACUGAUGGAGCUAUGGACUAUAUCCAGUGAUAUCAUACUUUCUUGUCUUAAGAGCCCGCUGGAUGAGAUGGCCCAUGACUCCUCUUUGCCCGAAUUCCAACGGAUGAACGAGUUAGCGGCGCUUUACGUGAGUCUGGCGGAGCAAGCUUCGAUGUUCUCCACUAAAGCCAUGCUUCUACAAAUCCUACAUUUCACUGGCUCUAAAUGCCGUGACUGGCAUACGCGCCGGGAGACAUUACGCCUAGUGCGUCACUUCCCGCGGCGAGAAGGUUUCUGGACAUCUGAUCAUCUCGCCACUCUGUUGGAAUACGUUAUCAAACAUGAGUCUGCUGGUCUGACACCUAGUGACGUGAUUCCGCGCGCAGCUCGUAUUGAUCUGAUGCAUAUGAGCCCUUUGGACCAGAGUAAAUUCAAUGUAUGGUAUCACCAACCUUGCACCCCCGAGGAGGUUGCCAAUGGUGCUGAUGUUUCUGGAAAAUGGACGACCGUGGUGCUAUCAGCUUGA